Pseudovirgaria hyperparasitica is the source of this 1375-nucleotide messenger RNA. RefSeq names its product thymidylate synthase. Bases 82 to 1104 code for a protein of 340 amino acids. The transcript has a single exon. Gene Ontology annotation, molecular function: thymidylate synthase activity. NCBI's taxonomy places the organism in Eukaryota, Fungi, Ascomycota, Dothideomycetes, Acrospermales, Acrospermaceae. Gene Ontology annotation, biological process: dTMP biosynthetic process. Gene Ontology annotation, cellular component: cytosol; mitochondrion. The record is from RefSeq and is a predicted model, not a curated record.
CACUUAAUGACCUAAGCAUAGCCCGUUAUAACCUUACUGCCAGUGCACUUUCUUAUGUUCCCACGCAUAUCUUACUUUACAAUGGCACCAGCAACAAUUGUCGAGUCUGAAUCUCCCAUGGAUACAGUCAAUAUCGCGGCGCCUGAGAGGAGUAAUAUAAACCAAUUAAAGCAUGAAGAACACCAAUACCUCGACCUCAUCCGCGAUAUCUUAGAUACGGGCGAACAUCGACCUGACCGAACAGGCACUGGCACACGGUCAAUAUUUGCCCCUCCACAAUUGAAGUUCUCUCUUUCAAAGCCAUCAUCCGACCCUUCAAACCCUACGCUGAUCCUCCCGCUCCUGACCACCAAGCGUGUCUUCCUCAAGGCUGUUGUAGAAGAGCUGCUAUGGUUCGUUGCGGGAUCAACACACUCAAAAACGUUAGCUGAAAAAGGCAUAAAGAUCUGGGAUGGCAAUGGAAGUCGGGCAUACUUGGACUCGGUCGGGCUCGGCCACAGAGAAGAAGGAGAUCUCGGACCCGUAUACGGCUUUCAAUGGCGACAUUUUGGCGCUGAUUACACAGAUGCUCACGCUGAUUAUGCUGGGCAAGGCGUGGACCAGCUUGCCGACGUCAUUGACAAGAUUAAAAACAAGCCGUACGACAGGAGGAUCAUUCUCACCGCCUGGAACCCCGCCGAUUUGAAGAAAAUGGCUUUACCGCCCUGUCAUAUGUUCGCUCAAUUCUACGUUUCCUACCCUGGGACCACCACAGCGACUUCAGACAAGCCAAGAGGACAUCUUCACUGUCUCCUCUACCAACGGUCCUGCGAUAUGGGGCUUGGCGUGCCGUUUAACAUUGCGUCGUAUGCACUCCUCACGCACAUGAUUGCUCACGUAUGCGAUCUGACGCCAGGGAUUUUUACGCACACUAUGGGCGACUCGCAUAUCUAUCUCGAUCAUGUAGACGCAUUGAAAGUCCAGCUGGAACGGGAACCUCGCGACUUCCCGACGCUGCACAUUCGACGAGACGCAGGAGGAAGUAUUGAUGGCUGGGAGGCAGAGGAUUUUGAAGUCAAGGACUAUAAUCCGCACAAGACGAUAAAAAUGACAAUGUCGGUAUAGGGCGAAUUCACGUGCACGUUUAUGUAUGCGGCGUCCAAAGGUCGCUUGUGAGAAAUUAUGGAUGGCUCCUAUCGAGACCUUGGGAGGUAGGUAUACGGUGGCAUAUACCCCAUACUAUAUUCAUGAUCAAAUAUCAAAUGAGAUCUUAUCAUUAGCCGAGAUGUUUGAUGUCCUCCGACGAUUGCUACAGUGAAUCUUUUUCUAAACAGGAAUGGCUUGAUACAAGUAGACAAAAGAACACUAUACAUUAAAUAAAAAUCUAUUAUUCUCG